This is a messenger RNA of Phasianus colchicus (ring-necked pheasant), 1732 nucleotides long. RefSeq names its product dopachrome tautomerase (gene DCT). Gene Ontology annotation, molecular function: oxidoreductase activity; dopachrome isomerase activity. NCBI's taxonomy places the organism in Eukaryota, Metazoa, Chordata, Aves, Galliformes, Phasianidae. Gene Ontology annotation, cellular component: melanosome. Gene Ontology annotation, biological process: developmental pigmentation; melanin biosynthetic process from tyrosine; positive regulation of neuroblast proliferation. The record is from RefSeq and is a predicted model, not a curated record.
AUGGGUGCCCUGAGGUGGCUUUUUUGGGUUGUGCUGAGCUACCUGAGCUGCUGUAGUCUUCCCUGGGCAGAGGCACAGUUCCCCCGUGUCUGCAUGACGGUGGAGGCCAUUCGGUCGAAGCGCUGUUGCCCAGCCUUGGGGCCAGAUCCAGGCAACGUGUGUGGGUCCCUGCAGGGCAGGGGAUGGUGCCAGGGUGUGCAGGUGGACACCCAGCCUUGGAGCGGUCCCUACACCCUUCGAAAUGUGGAUGACCGGGAAAAGUGGCCCCUCAAGUUCUUCAACCAGAGCUGUUGGUGCACAGGCAACUUUGCUGGCUAUAACUGCGGUGACUGCAAGUUUGGUUGGACUGGCCCUGACUGCAGUGUGAGGAAGCCACCAGUUGUCAGGAAAAACAUCCAUUCCUUGACAGCAGAGGAGAGGGAGCAAUUCUUUGAUGCUCUAGACCGUGCAAAGUCUACCAUCCACCCAGACUAUGUGAUUGCAACUCAGCACUGGAUGAGUUUGCUUGGCCCCACCGGAGAGGAACCACAAAUUGCCAACUGUAGCAUUUAUAAUUACUUUGUUUGGCUUCAUUACUACUCUGUCAGAGACACGCUCCUAGGGCCUGGCCGCCCCUUCACAGCUAUUGAUUUCUCCCAUCAAGGACCUGCCUUUGUAACUUGGCACAGGUACCAUUUGCUGUUGCUGGAAAGAGACCUGCAGCGACUGAUGGGCAAUGAGUCCUUUGCGCUUCCCUACUGGGACUUUGCUACAGGUAGAAACACGUGUGAUGUGUGCACAGACCAGCUCUUCGGAGCACCGCGGCCAGAUGAGCCAGGGCUGAUCAGCCUGAACUCCAGAUUCUCCCGGUGGCAAAUAGUUUGCAACAGCUUGAAUGUUUACAACCGCCUGGUGACACUGUGCAAUGGCAGUGAUGAAGGACUGCUCCAACGAAGGCCGCCGAGGGACUCGGGUGAACAGCUGCCCACUGUGGAGGACGUCAGGAGAUGCCUUUCCCUGCAUGAGUUCGACAGCCCUCCGUUUUUCCGCAAUUCCAGUUUCAGCUUCAGGAAUGCACUGGAAGGCUUCAAUACACCAGAGGGAGCCCUGAACUCGCCAAUGCUGAACCUCCAUAAUUUGGCUCACUCUUUUCUGAAUGGAACCAGUGUUCUCCCUCACGCAGCUGCCAAUGAUCCCAUCUUUGUGGUUCUUCACUCCUUUACUGAUGCCAUCUUUGAUGAGUGGAUUAAGCGGUUUCAUCCCCCUGACAAUGCCUGGCCUGAGAAGCUGGCUCCUAUCGGUCACAACAGACUGUACAACAUGGUCCCUUUUUUCCCUCCUGUAACCAAUGAUCAACUCUUCCAGACUGCAGAGCAGCUUGGCUACACCUAUGCCAUUGAACUGCCAGGUUCACUUGAAGAAAGCCAAGCGUGGGCUGCCAUGGUUGGAUCCACAAUUGGAGGAACGCUGAUAGCUUUGGCUGUGCUUGUUCUGCUGCUUGUACUUUUCCAGCACCGAAGGCAGAGAAAAGGUUUUGAACCACUGAUGAAUGUGAGAUUCAGCUCCAAAAAGUACAUGGAAGAGGCCUAGUGCCUUGGCUUUGUUCCCUUGCUCAUUCUGCUGAGAAGUGACCUUGAUUGAUUUAUUCAAAUCUGAGCAGAGUUUAGCCAACCUUAUCACACACACCUUUGGCAGCUGACUACAUUGUUCUCUUUCAGUUUUUCCAGUUAUCUUGUGAAUUGUGAUAUAUGAA